Molecule: messenger RNA, 1084 nt
Organism: Beta vulgaris subsp. vulgaris (sugar beet)
Lineage: Eukaryota; Viridiplantae; Streptophyta; Magnoliopsida; Caryophyllales; Amaranthaceae
Product: GDSL esterase/lipase At5g03980-like
Exons: 2
Coding region: 1-1008 (335 amino acids)
Molecular function (GO): hydrolase activity, acting on ester bonds
Source: RefSeq, a predicted model, not a curated record
AUGAUAAAAUCUACCAUUAAGUGGAGGAAGGAGUUUAAAAUCGAUGAGUUGCUUAAAGAAGAUUUCGGUGAUGAUUUGGAGAAGAUGGUUUUCAUGCAUGGAUUUAGCAAAGAAGGUCAUCCUGUGUGUUAUAAUGUUUAUGGUGCUUUUCAAGAUAAGGAUUUCUACCAGCAAACAUUCUCUGAUGAAGAAAAAAGGCAGAGAUUUAUGAAAUGGAGGAUACAGUUGUUGGAGAAAAGUAUUAGGAACGACCAAAGAUUAUGGUCGGACGAGUCCGACACAAUACGUUCUCUUAACAGUUCACUACAUGUUCAAUUGGGCUGGUUUAAGUCUCACCUUCAGUCACUUUGUAAGCAUUCUUCAGACUGUAAACACAAGCUCGCGAACGCCCUUUUCAUCAUCGAAACAGGUGGUAAUGACUUCAACUAUGCUUUCUUCCAACAAAAAUCACUCCAAGAUGUUCAACAAAUGGUAGAUGAAGUUAUUCAAGGCAUCACAAGUGCUGUACAGGAAGUAAUUAGUUCAUGUGCAACUCAAGUUGUGAUUCCUGGUUACUUCCCAAUUGGUUGUAUGCCUAUCUAUCUCAGCGCCUUCCAAACGAAUGACUUAAAUAUGUACGAUGAGCUUCACUGUCUUAAAAGAUUGAACGAAUUCGCGACGUUUCAAAAUGAUCACUUACAAGAAGCUAUUAGGAAGCUUCAAGAGCAGCAUUCAAAGGUUGCUAUUGUUUAUGCUAACUAUUACAAUGCCUUGAGGGAACUCCUUAAACAUGCAGCUUCACUCGGAUUCAAGAAGGAUGAAGUGCAAAAGACAUGUUGUGGGAUUAGCAACAAUGAAUACAAAUUUAACAUGACAAGCAUGUGUGGAUACAAUGGAGUUCCUGUUUGCAAGCAUCCCUAUGAGCGCGUCAGUUGGGAUGGAGUUCACAUGACUCAGCACGCAUAUAAACUCAUGGCAAGAUGGUUACUGAAGAAGAAUAUCAUCCAUGGCAUCUCAACUCGAGUUUAAACGUCUUUUUCAUAUAAUAUUAGUCUAGAAUUUUUUUUCAGAAUUUAAGAUGUAUAGUUUUAGUAGCUUUAUAAUA